This is a messenger RNA of Eutrema salsugineum, 3635 nucleotides long. Its product is annotated as disease resistance protein RML1A. NCBI's taxonomy places the organism in Eukaryota, Viridiplantae, Streptophyta, Magnoliopsida, Brassicales, Brassicaceae. Gene Ontology annotation, biological process: defense response; signal transduction. Bases 81 to 3224 code for a protein of 1047 amino acids. Gene Ontology annotation, molecular function: ATP hydrolysis activity; ADP binding. The transcript is spliced from 4 exons. The record is from RefSeq and is a predicted model, not a curated record.
ACGGUUAGUCUUGUCCAGAAAUGGAUGAGACAAGCUAGAGACUUGUCUUUCUUCAACCUCUCUUUUACCCUAUUUCUCUCAUGGCUUCUUCUUCUUCUUCUUCGGCUCACAUAAAGAGAUACCAUGUCUUUCCGAGUUUCCACGGGCCAGACGUUCGUAGAAGAUUUCUCAGUCACUUACACAAACACUUUGAAAGCAAAGGGAUCAUGGCUUUCAAGGAUCAGGGGAUCGAGAGAGGCCACACGAUCGGACCUGAACUCGUUCAAGCCAUUAGAGAAUCGAGAGUCUCCAUCGUUGUGUUAUCGAAGAAUUAUGCUUCUUCCAGCUGGUGUUUAGAUGAACUGGUUGAAAUCUUGAAGUGCAGAGAAGAUCAGGGUCAGGCUGUGAUGACGGUCUUUUAUGAUGUUGAUCCGUCCCAUGUUCGGAAACAGAGCGAUGAUUUCGGAAUCGCUUUCAAGAAAACUUGUCAAGGGAAAACAGAGGAAGAGAAGCAGAGAUGGAGCAGAGCUUUGACUGAUGUCGCAAACAUAGCCGGAGAACACUGUCUAACUUGGGAUGAUGAAGCAGAGAUGAUCCAAAAGAUUGCUACAGAUGUUUCCAAGAAACUGAUGAAUGUUACUCUGUCGAGGGAUUUUGAGGGGAUGGUGGGCAUGGAAGCUCACUUGAGAAAAUUGGACUCUUUGCUAUGCCUCGAGUGGGAUCAAGUGAAGAUGAUUGGAGUUUGGGGUCCUGCCGGGAUUGGUAAGACUACCAUUGCUAGAGCUUUAUACAACCAGCUUUCUACCCAUUUUCCACUUAGAUGUUUUAUGGGGAACCUCAAGGGAAGUUUUAGGAGCAUAACGAGUGUCGAUGAUUAUGAUUCCAAGCUGUGUUUGCAAAACCAACUUCUGUCCAAGAUUUUGAACCAAAGGGAUAUGAGGGUACGUCAUUUAGGAGCAAUAAAAGAAUGGCUAAAAGAUCAAAGAGUGCUUAUCAUUCUUGAUGAUGUAGAUGAUCUAGAGAAACUAAAGGUUUUGGCUGGCGAGCCUUCUUGGUUUGGUUUCGGAAGUCGGAUCAUUGUUACCACAGAAGAUAAAAAGAUUUUGAAGGCACAUGAUAUAAACGAUAUCUACCAUGUGGAUUUUCCAUCCAAGAAAGAAGCUCUUGAGAUCUUCUGUCAAUCUGCUUUCAAGAAAAGCUCUCCAUCGGAUGGCUUUGAGGAGCUUGCAAAGAAAGUAGCAAAGCUUUGCGGUAAUCUUCCAUUAGGCCUUCGUGUUGUAGGCUCAUCUUUGCGUGGCGAAGCCAAAGCCGAGUGGGAGCUUCAAUUAUCUGGGCUUGAAACUUGUCUUGAUAGAGAAAUUGAGAACGUAUUAAGAGUGGGAUAUGAUAAAUUGUUGACGAAACAUCAAUCCAUCUUUCUCCACAUAGCUUGCUUCUUCUUCAAUAAUGAGGAUGUUGACCAUGUAACAUCAAUGCUCGAUGACAGUAACUUGGAUGUCAAAAAUGGCCUGAAGAUCCUAGUCGAAAAAUCUCUGGUGCAUAUCUCUACCGAUGGGAAGAUAGUGAUGCAUCAUCUACUCCAACAAUUGGGUAGACAAGAAGUUUUAAAACAGUCUAAGGAGCCGGGAAAACGUCAGUUUUUAGUAGAAGCUCAAGAUGUUCAAAGUGUUUUGACAAAUGGAACAGGUACUGAAUCAGUCGUAGGCAUAUCUUUUGAUAUGUCCAAGACCGCAAAGUACUUGUUUAUAAGUCGGAGAGCCUUUGAAGGAAUGCAUAAUCUCAAGUUUUUAAGAGUUUACAUGGGUGAGUUCAAUGCAAAUGUUAGCUUGUGCACACUAGGAGAAGGCAUGGAGUUUCUACCUCAUCUUAGGUUACUACAUUGGAAUUCAUACCCAGGAACAUGUCUUCCUCCAACAUUUCGGCCAGAAUUUCUCAUGGAGAUCAAUAUGCCAUCAAGCAAACUCGAGAAGCUAUGGGGAGGAAUCCAGCCCCUUGUGAAUCUGAAGAAGGUAAAUCUGAACUUUUCUUUCAACUUGAAAGAGAUCCCAGAUCUUUCCAGAGCAACUAAUCUCAAGACACUGACAUUUAUCCAAUGCACGAGUUUGGUGAAGUUUCCUUCCUCUAUUUCGAAUCUAUACAAACUAAAAACGGUAAGGAUGUGGGGUUGCAAUAAGCUACAAGUUGUUCCAACCAAGACCAACUCAGCAUCUCGGGAGAGAUAUUCCUCAAAUCUGAGAAAUUUUCCAGAUAUUACUAGGAACAUUCAAAACCUCUGGGUCGGGGGUCCAACAUUUGGUGAUCGUCUGUUUCUUCAAAGUAGUCUUAAUUGUAUACCUUAUUAUCCAGAAAGUGUUAGGAAGCUAGACCUAAACAGUAAUGCUAUGGAGUGGAUUCCAGAUUACGGCAUGCCACAAAGUACUCAUCCCCAAUGGCUUGAUAGGUUUGAUGUAGUUGGCAGGGAAGUUAAGAGAUUAACACAUGUUCCGGAAACUGUAAGGAAGCUAGACCUAAGCGGGAGUGGUAUAGAGAGGAUUCCAGAUUACGUCAGUGGUCUCCAUCGGUUACGAACUCUUAUCAUCGAAAACUGUAGAAAACUAAUUUCAGUGGAGCAUCUCCCCAGUUCCCUCAAGUCCCUACAUGCAAACAACUGUGUUUCACUUGAGAAUGUCGAGUUCUCAACGCUCUUACAAGAUUCAGAUUUAAUCAGGGAACUCAUGUUUCAUAACUGUUUGAAACUGGAUGACGAAGCAACAAGAGUAAUCAUAAAUUGUAGGUCUGCCGAAUAUGUAUGCUUACCAGGUAAACAAGUCCCUGCAGAGUUCACUCACAAAGCUGCAGCAAACUCCAUAACCAUCUCUCCAGGGGAUUUCUACAGUGGCUCCUCAAGAUUUCAGGCUUGCUUCCUGCUUUCGCCAGUCAAAGAUAACGCAUUUGUUCAUGUAACUUGUUACCUAAUAAGCAAAGAAGGUGUCCUCAUUAACCAACUCAACUAUAUGGGCCAGUCUCCUCAAGCUAGAACGCAGCAUCUCUAUAUACUUGGUGGUGACUUGUCACACCAACAAAACAGAAGCCCUGAAGUGGAUGUGAAUACAAGCGAGUUUCUGUUUGAAUUCACCUGCUCAGAUAACCACAAAAUUAUGGAGUGUGGCGUAAGGAUCUUGGAAGAGCAAGUUCAGAAAUGGCCCUGUUUCAAAACCGGAGACAAAACAAACGACCACACAGAAGACCUGAACCUGAACCUGUAGGCAACAUCAGCUACCAAACAAAUAAAGCUGAAGCUGAGAAUGUGGAAAGCACUAAACACACAAAUGGUUGCGGUCUCCUUAGGAAGCUUGGUCUAGGGAAGAAGAAGAAGAACAAGAAGACCGAAUCUCCACUCUUAUUUCCAAAGUUCCGCUUUUGAUACAAUCUAUUCCACAUUUCUAAUAGUCUUUCGAUAUAUGAUUGUAGACAAGAUUCAACACAAAAACAUAUCAAUGUGAUAAGUUCCAGCUAAAGCAUAUGCCUGCCUAAGGGACACACAUUUAGCCUGACCGUUCAAGCUAAUUCUACACAAGUUUAAAGUGUGUCUAACCUGUAACAAUCAAAAGCCUAAGUCUGCAAAUCCAACGUCACUAGCGCUUUCUGCAGAUGCUUGAUUCUGCAGAGAAUUGCAU